Messenger RNA from Aspergillus saccharolyticus JOP 1030-1, 2270 nucleotides. RefSeq names its product ribosomal RNA-processing protein RRP9. Gene Ontology annotation, molecular function: snoRNA binding; protein binding. The transcript is spliced from 2 exons. The record is from RefSeq and is a predicted model, not a curated record. The coding region runs from base 84 to 1952 and encodes 622 amino acids. Gene Ontology annotation, cellular component: small-subunit processome. Lineage: Eukaryota; Fungi; Ascomycota; Eurotiomycetes; Eurotiales; Aspergillaceae.
GUGACUAUCAGUAUCUGUUCACGUGUACUCCUCCAUAUAUUACGCCCUUGGGUCGCCGGUUAUCAAGCCAAACAGUCCGGGAAAUGUCCUCUUUCUUCACAGUUCCCGCCUCCCAGCGGAAAAGAAAGAGAGAAGAUCGCGCCGCAGCCCCGGCGUCGAAGAAACGAGGCGUUGAUGCGAAGGGAGCAUCUACAGGAAAACGAGGCGGCAAGCGGAGGGAUGAGGAUGAAGAAUCAAUUUCGGGAAGCGACCUAGAUGAGGACAAUCUCAGUGUUGCUUCUGAUGUAUCAGAAGGCAAUGCAUCAGAUUCCGACGAAGGCGAGACCGCCGCCGACCGGAGAUUAAAGCUUGCGGAGCGUUACCUGGAGAAUGUCCGAGAUGAAGUGGAUGAUAUCGGCUUCGAUGCGGCUGAGAUUGAUCGCGAUCUGAUUGCGGAGAGAUUGAAGGAGGAUGUGGACGAGUUCAAAGGACGCAUCUACCGUCAGAUUGCAUCGGACCUCGCAUUUUCCAAAGCCUCGCAUACGUUUUUUAGAGCAGACACACAUUCGACUACUUCGAUCGCAGUUCAUGCACCCUACGUCUAUACCGUGUCGAAGGAUCGAACUUUGAUCAAAUGGGAGCUCGCUACUCCCACGCCCGCAACUGUGCCGCCUUCAACAAACGGAGAUUCCAAGCGUCGCCCGCGUCCACAGAAAAAGAAGCCAAAGCAAGUGAAGUACGUUCGGGGCAUGCGAAAGGUUGCGGAGACGGGUGAGGAGCACGGCCACACUAAGAGCAUCUUGUCUGUUGCUGUAUCGCCGUCUGGAAAAUUCGUGGCCACUGGAGGCGAAGACAACAAGUUGAUCGUCUGGGAUGCAGAGACCCUGACUCCGCUGAAGACUUUUACACAACACCGCGACUCGAUCAGUAGUCUUGCUUUUGCCCGUCACAUUUCUACCAUGAGUUCUGGAGAACAGCUUUUCACUGGCUCAAACGAUCGCACAAUUAAAACCUGGUCUUUGAGCACUGCUGGUCAUGCUUACGUCGAGACGCUUUUCGGCCAUCAAGACCAUGUCACUGGUGUCGCCGCCAUGACGAUCGAUCAAUGUAUCAGUGUGGGAGCGCGCGACCGUACAGCUAGAUUAUGGAAGGUUAUCGAAGAACAACAGCUGAUCUUCCGCGGCGGGUCCAAGAGCGCCUCUUACCAGGAGAACAACAUCGAUUGCGUGGCGCCUCUACCCCCGAACCACUUCGUCACUGGCUCGGAUUCGGGCUCCAUUUCGCUCUGGUCUGUUCACAAGAAAAAGCCCCUCUUCACGAUUCCCCUCGCGCACGGCCUCGAUCCUUUACCCCCAUUGGAUGAGCUCUCCGCCGAAGUCGACCAAGCCACUGCUGCUUCGAAUUCUCGCCAUCUCCGCCGCAUGCCCCGCUGGAUCACUGCCUUGGCGACAGUUCCUGGUACCGAUAUUGUGCUUAGUGGUAGCUGGGAUGGGUUCAUUCGCGCCUGGAAGAUCUCAAGCGAUAAGCGAACAAUUAUCCCCUUAGGCGCCGUCGGAGGCGUAUCUAACCUGUCUCUGACCCCUGAUACCCCAUCCGAGCAACUAAGACAAUCGCUCGCAUUGGACACACCCACAGAGUCGGGCCGCAUGGACGUAGAAGGCGCUCAGGCCCAGCCGACCACAGACGCUCCCGACGAGGAAGAGCCGCUUGUCAAGGGCGUCGUCAACGGCAUCGCCGUUUUUGAACGUCGGGUUGAGACCGCCAAACCAGGCCAGGUCCCGACGGAGGCCAAGUCCAAGGCGAAGUCAGAGCCGGAAGCUCGUGGCCUGUGCAUUGUUGCAGCAGUAGGCAAAGAGCACCGUCUAGGACGUUGGAAGUGCUUCGGCAACAAUUUCCACGAAGGCAGCUCGGCCGAGGGCCGCAAUGGUGCAGUUGUAUUCGAGGUUCCGUUUAUCGGCGACAAGCUCAAUUGAUGAAAAGGCCAUCACACCAAGUACAAGACCAGAAAAAGAAAAACCAAAAUGAAAACAAAUCCGAAUUAAUCAUCCUGUGACACGGUGUAUGAUGUUGUAUGUAUCCAUCCUAUCUUUUCUUCCAUGUGGAUUCUAUUCCCGGGCCCCCGCCGCCUUUGCAUAUCCCCCUCUUUGUCGUUUGGUUUGAAAAAGUUAUCUGCAUCCAGAAGCUUCCCUGUUGCCCUUCUUGCUCUCUCUCUUGACCUUUUCUCCAAAGUGCUGCGGGUUUGCCGGACAUGUACAUAUAUACCCGAUAUCGUGAAUGGACGAAAACACUUU